AUGGGUCACAUAUUGGAAGAAACUUAUGAGCCUGCGACGGUAGCUUUCAUACUGCUCGGCGCGGCGCUUGUUUUCGUUAUGAUUCCAGGACUGGGGUUCUUGUAUUCGGGGUUGACGCGCAGAAAGUCAGCGCUUGCGCAAAUCUGGAUCGUCAUCAUGGCUGCUCUCGUAGGUAUGAUUCAAUGGUAUUUUUGGGGAUUCUCACUUGCAUUUUCAAAAACCUCCGUUAACCAUAAGUUUAUCGGAAAUUUGGACUCAUUUGGGUUCAGAAACGUUUACGGCAAGGCUACUGAGGACAGUGAGUACCCUGAGAUUGCAUAUGCGGCUUUUCAAGGCUUGUUCUUAUGUGUUACUCUCAGCAUUGUAGCCGGUUGCACAGCUGAAAGAGGAAGACUUCUCCCACACACUGUUUUCCUGUUUUGCUUCGCCACACUGGUGUACUGCCCUGUAACAUACUGGGUAUGGGAUUCCGAUGGGUGGGCUUACAGGUGGGGUGUUCUGGACUGGGCUGGAGGCGGUCCUGUGGAGAUUUUGUCCAGUGUAGGUGGGUUUGUCUACUCAGCCUUCUUGGGCAAACGUAAAGAAAGUCUUUUGAUCAAUUUCAGACCGCACAAUGUCUCUAUGGUUACUUUAGGUACCUCUUUGCUGUGGUUUGGCUGGUUAGGUUUCAAUGCAUGCACAUCCUUAACUCCUAAUUUAAAGUCUGCGUAUGCCUUCAUGAACACCAAUCUAAGCGCUGCUGCGGGUGGCAUGACUUGGUGUUUGUUGGAUUACAGGUUGGAAAAGAAGUGGUCGACAGUUGGACUUUGUUCUGGUAUUAUUUGUGGUCUAGUGGCAGCCACCCCAAGUUCUGGCUGCAUUACACUGUACGGUUCGGUAAUCCAAGGUGUAACUGCUGGUGUGGUUUGUAACUUCGCCACCAAGAUCAAACACUACCUUAAAGUUGAUGAUUCCAUGGAUAUUCUAGCAGAGCACGGUAUCGCCGGCGUUAUUGGCCUGUUCUUUAAUGGAUUGUUUGCUGCCGAUUGGGUAUUAGGUAUGGACGGUGUUACCGAUCAUGAAGGUGGCUGGAUCACUCACAACUACAAGCAAAUGUACAAACAGAUCGCGUACAUCGGCGCUGUUUACGGAUAUGGGAUCGUGGUUACCGCCAUUAUAUGCUUCAUCAUCAACAAAAUCCCAGGCCUUCAGCUCAGGGCUACGGAAGAAGCAGAACAGCUAGGUUUAGACGAGGAUCAAAUCGGAGAAUUUGCAUAUGACUACGUCGAAGUUAGAAGGGAUUACUUCUCUUGGGGUGUCAACAAACCUGACACUUCAUCUGAAGAAAACGAAUUACAUCCCCAAGAGGAAAAAGCUUGA
Messenger RNA from Lachancea nothofagi CBS 11611, 1359 nucleotides. NCBI's taxonomy places the organism in Eukaryota, Fungi, Ascomycota, Saccharomycetes, Saccharomycetales, Saccharomycetaceae. The record is from the annotation of a GenBank genome assembly.